AUGGCGAUCAACGCUGCUCAGUCUUCGCCGAGCCGAGGAAGAUGGGGUAGUGUAGAGGAGGAACUGGCUUACUACAAGGCCCAGUACGAGACGCUGGAGACGGAACUGCAGGAGUUUCAGGCAUCAAGCAAGGAACUGGAAGCCGAGCUUGAGCGCGAUGUCGAAGAGAGCGAGAAGCGGGAGCGCAAGCUGCAAGAAAAGGCAGAGCGGCUGGGAUUCGAGGUAGAGGAGUGGAAGACAAAGUACAAGCAGAGCAAGACCGAGGCCAACAAUGCGCAGAACACUUUGCAGAAGGAAAUCACCGCGAUGCGCGAAAGCCAACGAGCCCUCCAGAUGCGACUCCGGGAUAUCGAAGUUCAAAGCGACGAUUUCGAGCGUCAGGCACGCAAUCAAACAUCAUCACUGGAGGACGUGGAAUCCAAGUACAACGUAGCUAUCGAGCGCAGUGUCAUGCUGGAAGAAGAGAUCAAGAUUGGAGAGCAGGAGCGAGAAGCGCUGCGCAUAGAAACACAGCGACUUAGGGACGAACUGUCGGAUCUGCGGAUAGAGACGGAGAUCACGCAGGAGAAGUUGCGCAUCGCAGAAGAGACCAUUGAAGGUCACCAUCAGCGCAAGGUAUCCAGCCAUCUCUCGGGCAAUGCCCUGAGGCCACGCUCACCCGUCUCCGAGGCGUCGACUACUGCAACUACCGUCUCGUCUCCCACAGCUGCUUCGACCCCGCCACAUUCGAAAGCAGACAGCCUACUCCCAGACACGACUCCUCCUUCUCCGCCGCUGUCUGACGCGCCCAUCACCGCAAGACAUGUACCCUCAACACCCAUGCCUAGGCGGAAGAACUCGAUUGCGCCCCUGGAUCCCGGUGCGACUCCUCGUGCCGGCUUGUAUCAGCGAGCCCCAAGACACUCACGAAACCCUAGUCUAUCAGCAUCAAGACCAAGCACAAGUGCCAGUGGGCGGGCGACGCCUUCUACUACACGAUCGACUGCACUUGCACCACGAGCGCCUAGACCGAGCUUUGGGAGCGCAGCGCCACCAGCGGAUUUGCCUAGAUCAGGCUCACUAUAUCAAAUCCGAGGGCUGAUUGGCAAGAUGCAGAAGCUCGAAGAGCGGGUUCACUCAGCACGAUCUAAGCUCCCCGCGCCAACGACGACGCCACCGCGAGCGAGCCCACGCAACGUCAGUGCCAUGGGGCACCAUGUGCCGAGCACCGUCACAUUGAGGAGCGGCAGGAAGCGCAAUUCUCACGCGUCAGCGGGUUCGUCGGUGCCUGGCGCUUACGAGUCCGGCUCUGCCGCCUGCCAGCCGAGCCUCAAUGUCGUCAGCAUCGGCAAUGCAGAGACCACAGAGCAGAAGCAGCAACAGGACGCCACUAGGUCAUUACCAGUCAUCGUCGAUUAG
Molecule: messenger RNA, 1398 nt
Organism: Alternaria atra
Lineage: Eukaryota; Fungi; Ascomycota; Dothideomycetes; Pleosporales; Pleosporaceae
Exons: 3
Coding region: 1-1398 (465 amino acids)
Biological process (GO): mitotic centrosome separation; cell migration; microtubule nucleation
Cellular component (GO): kinesin complex; kinetochore; centrosome
Molecular function (GO): microtubule binding
Source: RefSeq, a predicted model, not a curated record